AUCAGUUGAGCGCCGGAGGCCAGUCAUUGGUGAGUCGCAGCGAGCGCAUUAACGUCAGGAGAUCAGUGGCUCGCAGCUGGAACAGCAGGUUGAUUCACAAAGCGAAAGUGAGGCGGCAGAGGCACAGGCGACAGCACCGGACAGCUACAGCAGCGCAGUCAUGAAAGGAGAGCAUUUGUUCCCCAAGAUGAGAAACACCGCGUUCUACCAACACUUUUAUCUCCUGGGCGGAGAGGAGCUGCUUGUCCUGCAGAACUCUGUUGGAGACCCGUUGCUGGACGACGGACUCCACCACAUCACCGACUUCAACGAUCUGCCCACCUCCCUAUUUGCUUGCAAUGUGGACCAGUCUGUGUUUGAGGAGCAGGAGGGGAAGGAGAUGUUUGAGUCGCUCUUCCUUGCGUACGACGACCGUGUGACGUUCCAGCUCUUCAAGAGCUUCCGUCGCGUGCGGAUCAGCUUCAGCAACCCUAAGGCGGCCGCCACUGCCAGGAUAGAGCUCCACGAGACCCCUUUCAGAGGCAAGAAGCUGAAGCUUUACUUCGCCCAGGUACAGAACCCCGUUUCUGAUGGGGACAACCUGCUCUUGGCCCCCCCCAACCCAUCCAAGCAGUUCCUCAUCUCCCCGCCGGGCUCACCGCCAGUCGGGUGGCAGCAAAUCGACGACGCCACGCCCGUCAUUAACUACGACCUGCUGUACGCGGUGGCUAAGCUGGGGCCCGGAGAGAAGUAUGAGCUCCAUGCAGGAACUGAGUCCACACCCAGCGUAGUGGUCCACGUCUGUGACAGUGACGCCGAGGAUGAGGAGGAGCCGAAAAAUUGCCCCAAACCAAAAAUAGUCCAGACCCGGCGCCCUGACCUACCUGUGUCUCACUGAACUAACACGGGCCCCCACGCUCCACCACGCUCCACCACGCUCCACCACAGGCAGCGCUUCUUCAGAGGAACAGCGCCCCCCCAUCGGCUCAUCGCUCUCCUGGCCAGUCCCAGCUCCUCCGGAGCUCUUUCUCCGUUUUCCACCGUACAGCCGUUCAAGUCUGUUCACGCUUCCGUUUCCCAAAAGAAAACAAAAACAGAUCAUUUUGGCUUUGCUUUGUGUAGAGUGACUUCCCCUCCCCCCUCCUCUUACAGAUACGUUUGGGGGUGGGAGGGGGGUGUUCAAGCCUGCUUGAAGCCCACCCUUCAAUCAGUCCUGAGCCUUGUGCGUCUUGACACACUGCAUUCCAUUCCAGUACAGGAUGUGUAGAGUGUGUGUGUUCAUAAGGGUAUACCAGUCACUCAGGAGGCUGCACAGCGACUCUGCACUAUUAGGUGGGGGUGGGGAUGAGCUCGGCAUGGGUAAUCUCACAGUCCAAGAAUGAUUCUCCUAAAACCUGCUUCACACUGCUGAAAACCCACAGGAACCUUUUGGAUCUUAAUAACGCAUGCACUGUUAUUCUAGUUUGCAUAUUUACCCUGUUCUGUUUUUAGUGUGCAGCAGUCCAUUCCAAAAAAAAAAAAUUAUAAUAAAAAAAAUCCAAAAGAGUUUCUGUGACUUCAGCUUCCAGUGUUACUCACAGAAUAUAGUAACAAUUAUGAGUGGCGAGACGUGUAAGAUGUUAUGAUUCUGUGAUCGAUUUUUAUUUUUUAAUUCUUCAGUGUGAAUGUUCUGUGUACCAUCAUGUCACUUCUUAAAAAAAAGGAAAAAUCUGUACAGACUGUGCACCUCUUAAAGACAAGCAAACAACAGCCAACAAGAGAUCACAAAGCAAAGCUAGUGUUUUGUAAAAUGCAUGUUUAUAUGUUUAUAUGUAUAAUUGUGUUCACAAGACCCGUCUCUCACACGCAAACAUGCACACACACUAGGUUUCUGUGCAAUUUUACGUACCUCCGCUGAGCGCAAGAAACAUUUAAACUCCUUUUGCAUUUCAUGAACACAAAUGCAUGAUCCUCAAACAGCAAGAAAUAGUUGCAAAGAAAAUUCUAAAAGUGCUAUUAUACAGCUGCUUGCAGAACGAUUGAGAGAGUAACUCAUACAUCUUUUUACCUGUCUUGUGCGUCUAGUAUUUUUCUGUGAAACUGAUUGUAGGCAAUGCUUCGCUUUCACUUAACCCCUUUGAGCUCAUGCUAAGACGAUAAAUCAUUUGCUAUAUUGUCUAGAGAUGUUUUUUUUUGCCAAAUCAUAUGAUCUGACUUCUUCCACACAGAAUUUAUAUAUCAACACUGUGACUUGCCACAACUGUGACAUGAUAAUUUCACUACAUUUUAAAAUGGCUUUUAUCUCCAUUUUCAUGUUUUUUCUUUGUUCUUCAGGGUCAGAGGCUUAAUUGCCUUCAAUAAAGAUUCAAAGGGUUGCUGGUAUACUAAAAAAUACAUGUAAAAAAUACAGUUGUAUUACCAUUCCUCUUACGUUACCCCUUUCGUGAAACUUCGGGUGUAAUCGUAAUGGCAACAACUCCUUUGCUUAGCAUUUUUUUUCUCCUCUUGUGAAGCUCGCAAGCUUUAGUAGAAAUAACUUUUUUUUCAUAUGUUGCAUCAACCUUCCAUCCAAUACCUCCUGACUAGGGCAUGUAAUUCACCAGAAAUUAAGUGUUUCACUCAAGCGCAACAGGGUAUUUCUCCUCAGCUCAAGGAAAUAACUGCUCAGACACCACAGCUCCGUGCGUUCUUAUAAGCCAGGUCAUUCGCCAUGCUAAAGAUAUGGGUCGUUCUAGGGAAAUAAAUCAUUGAGUUUUUUGCAUCUUACUCCAAUGGGUUGUUUCCCCGUAACCCCUAUCUCCUUUAUUGGCUACAUCUCAGAAUGUUCAGACAAAGCAUGCUGUUGUGCAGCGUAAGAACAGCGUCAUGCCCGCCAUAUUUUGCUCUGACUUAUCAGCAUUUGACGCAAGUCUAUUUGCAAAUACACCAGAGGCGUUUGUAGAUGUUGAAUGAUAAUAGUUCUAUGUUCAUGGUCACGACAAAGGUAAAUUGGUCUCAACUUCGUCCUCCAGCUGUCUUAAAACCCUGUACUUUUACGACAUUUAUGUACAUUUACUUUUUCCGCAACCUUUUCUAUUUCUCUUUUUACUGUUUUGUUCUCCUUCCAGAAAAUAUGAUGUGAUUCUGUGUCCUGAAAGUCUAUUGAAACUGAAAGUAGAUCAAAUGACGUUACGUUAUACCUGUAUUGUGUGUCUGUGCGUACUGCCGGAUCAUCGAUGUACCUGUUAUGUCAACUUGUGUGAAUUGCCUGCCUACACCACGCGGAGACAUAUCUGUAUAUAUUAAUCAAUACUAUUUUUACUGCAUUUUUGUACAAAUAUUCAUGGUAGCCAUGUAUAAGUAGUUAAACUGAUUCUACUGUAGUAAUAAAAGAGUUUGGUUUUAAA
This is a messenger RNA of Brienomyrus brachyistius, 3344 nucleotides long. RefSeq names its product regulator of calcineurin 2 (gene rcan2). Gene Ontology annotation, molecular function: calcium-dependent protein serine/threonine phosphatase regulator activity; nucleic acid binding. Gene Ontology annotation, biological process: calcium-mediated signaling. Gene Ontology annotation, cellular component: cytoplasm; nucleus. The record is from RefSeq and is a predicted model, not a curated record. Lineage: Eukaryota; Metazoa; Chordata; Actinopteri; Osteoglossiformes; Mormyridae. The coding region runs from base 161 to 877 and encodes 238 amino acids. The transcript is spliced from 5 exons.